ACGUCCUUUCCGUUUUUAUCCAGUGCUCGGCAAGCACGCGUAUUGCUAACGGGCCUUUCUACGGUUUAUUAAAAAGCGUAGAUAUCUAUCUAUAGAUAUAGAUAUAUAUUGAUAUAUAUAUCUAUAGAUAGGUAGAUAUAUCUAUCUAUAUAUAUAGAUCUCUAUAUAUAUAGAUAUAUAUAGAGAUCGAGAGAUAAUGAAACCAAUACUUUUACAGGGCCACGAACGGUCCAUCACGCAGAUUAAAUAUAAUCGUGAGGGAGACUUGUUGUUCUCUGUGGCCAAGGACCAGUUUGUAAACGUGUGGUACUCUGUCAAUGGAGAGAGGCUGGGCACUUACAAUGGACACACCGGCGCUGUCUGGUGUGUGGACGUUGACUGGGAUACAAAGCAUGUAUUGACUGGAUCUGCUGAUAAUAGCUGCCGGCUCUGGGACUGUGAGACAGGUAAACAAUUAGCUGUACUCGACACCAAUUCAGCAGUGAGAACAUGUGGCUUUGACUUCAGCGGAAACAUCAUCAUGUUCUCCACCGACAAACAGAUGGGCUACCAGUGCUAUCUUAAUUUUUUUGAUCUGCGAGAUCCACAACAGAUUGAGGACAACCAGCCAUAUCUCUCUGUGCCAUGCAGUGAGUCAAAGAUCACGAGUGCAGUGUGGGGGCCACUUGGCGAGUUUGUGAUUGCUGGUCAUGAAAACGGGGAAAUCAACCAAUUCAGUGCAAAGUCUGGGGAGAUUCUGAAGAAGAUUAAGGAGCACACCAAGCAGAUCAACGACAUCCAGACUUCUCUGGACCUCACGAUGGUCAUCACUGCCUCCAAAGACAGCACUGCUAAGCUAUUUGAUUCAUCUUCACUAGAACACAUAAAAACCUUCAAGACAGAGCGUCCUGUGAACUCUGCUGCAAUCUCGCCCAUCAUGGACCAUGUGGUCGUGGGAGGAGGUCAGGAAGCCAUGGAGGUCACAACCACCUCUACUAGGAUUGGCAAAUUCGAGGCUAGGUUUUUCCAUGCAGCCUAUGAAGAGGAGUUUGGAAGGGUGAAGGGCCAUUUUGGACCGAUCAACUGUGUAGAAUUCCAUCCAGAUGGGAAAAGCUACAGUAGCGGAGGAGAAGAUGGUUAUGUCAGAAUUCAUUACUUUGAUCCUCAGUACUUUGACUUUGAACUUGAGGCCUAAAUUCACACAUGGACAUUCCCGAUUGGCUCCCCUUGUUCACCUGAACCUCUGUUAAGUCAUGAUCAUCUUUCAAAGAUGUGCCUAUGAACAUCAGGCAGUAAAUGCAAUACAAACAGUACAUGCAAAUUAUAUUCCUGUUUUGUAUUAAACAUUACAAG
Molecule: messenger RNA, 1332 nt
Organism: Electrophorus electricus (electric eel)
Lineage: Eukaryota; Metazoa; Chordata; Actinopteri; Gymnotiformes; Gymnotidae
Gene: eif3i
Product: eukaryotic translation initiation factor 3, subunit I
Biological process (GO): cytoplasmic translational initiation
Cellular component (GO): eukaryotic translation initiation factor 3 complex, eIF3m; cytoplasm
Molecular function (GO): RNA binding; protein binding; translation initiation factor activity
Source: RefSeq, a predicted model, not a curated record